AUGAUCAAAUUUUACUCCCGUCCCCCCCUCAACGUACGACAGGCAGUGCUGUUCCCGUCGAAAGAAGAAAUCUACCCGACCGCGGCCUUGUGGGCUUCGUGCUUCUACUCCAGCAACGACUGUAAGAUGCACAGGAAGGAGAACGAGGACGAGCAGGAGAAGGAGGGUGAGCAGGAUAAGGAGAAGGAGGACGAGCACCAGCAACACCAGCAGCACCACCGGCACCACCAGCACCAGCACCACCAGCACCAGCACCAGCACCAGCCGAACGAAUCUCCGAAAGCGGCGCGGGGGGCAGGAGACUGCCUCGACCAACCUGACAUAAAGAAACUCGAGCAGGGCGAGGCGGGGGGAGAGGGAGAGGAAGGCGGCGCUGCUAGCCAUGGUAUCUCUGAUUGCGCCGGCCAAACUGAGAAACGGUCGCCAGUAGAAGCCGAAGCUUCCCCUCACCACCCUAUCGUCGCCCGACAGGAAAAGGGAGGAGGAGGAGGCGGAGGAGGGGAUGCGAAGGGGGACAGAAAGCUAGCCGGUAUCAUCAUCAGUUCACUGAAGAAAUGGUUCAGGGAACUAGUGCCACACGGGCUGCACCGGGGUGGUGGCGUGAAUGUACACAUCGACUGA
Molecule: messenger RNA, 621 nt
Organism: Ectocarpus sp. CCAP 1310/34
Lineage: Eukaryota; Phaeophyceae; Ectocarpales; Ectocarpaceae
Source: the annotation of a GenBank genome assembly